Sesamum indicum (sesame) is the source of this 1153-nucleotide messenger RNA. Its product is annotated as bifunctional pinoresinol-lariciresinol reductase. Gene Ontology annotation, molecular function: oxidoreductase activity. Lineage: Eukaryota; Viridiplantae; Streptophyta; Magnoliopsida; Lamiales; Pedaliaceae. The record is from RefSeq and is a predicted model, not a curated record.
GCCAGAUUAGGUAUUUUUGUUGUAUCAUUCCCUACUUUCACACAUUUUACAUAAUUCAAGAAUCAAACACACACACACACACACACAUAUAUAUAUAUAUAUAUAUUGUGUGUGUGUGAGAGAGAGAGAGAGAUGGGAAAGAGCAAAGUGCUGAUCAUAGGGGGAACAGGUUACCUGGGGAAGAGGCUGGUGAAGGCAAGUUUGGCUGAAGGGCACCAGACAUACGUUCUGAGUCGGCCUGAGGUUGGUUUGGACAUUGAGAAAGUGGAGAUGUUGGUGUCAUUCAAAAUGCUUGGAGCGCACCUCGUGCCCGGUUCUUUUACUGACUAUGCAAGCCUUGUCCAGGCUGUUAAGCUCGUCGACGUCGUCAUCUGCGCCAUCUCUGGCGUCCAUAUGCGUAGCUAUGGCAUUCUGCUUCAGCUCAGCCUUGUUCAGGCCAUCAAAGAGGCUGCAAAUGUUAAGCGAUUUUUGCCGUCGGAGUUUGGGACGGAUCCUGCGAGAGCUGCAAAGGCGACGGAACCAGGAAAGGUGACGUUCGAGGACAAAAUGGUGGUGAGAAAAGCCAUUGAGGAAGCUGGAAUUCCAUUCACCUAUGUCUCUGCCAACUGUUUCGCUGGGUAUUUUGUGGGGGGGCUUUGUCAGUUUGGUAAAAUCAUUCCUCCGACAGACUCCGUGCUCAUACAUGGAGAUGGCAACACAAAAGCAAUAUAUGUAGCUGAGGAUGAUAUAGCCACCUACACCAUCAAGACCAUAGAUGAUCCAAGAACACUCAACAAAACAUUAUACAUUAGGCCUCCCCUAAACAUUCUUUCACAAAGACAAGUUGUCCAGAUAUGGGAGAAGCUGAUUGGGAAGGAGCUCCACAAAACUACCAUCUCCAAGCAAGAUUUCUUGGCUUCCAUGAAAAGUCUUGAUUAUGCACAGCAAGUUGGGUUGUGCCACUACCAUGAUGUGCUGUAUGAGGGAUGCCUGACGAAUUUCGAAAUAGGAGAGGAUGGAGAAGAAGCAUCCACACUCUAUCCGCAAGUCAAGUAUACUACUGUGGAGGAGUUCCUCAAACAUUAUGUCUAAUGUAAUGAAUCUAUGAUUCGUUUAUGCCUCGUUCAUGUGUAUCUGAAUAUCUGCACUAAUAAAAUCCGACACUACUUAUGCA